AUUCCAAAAUGAAGAAAGAGAAAGAAGGGUAAAACCGUAAAGGGUAGGAAAGAAAGUUGGAAGUUUUUCUUUCAUCCCAACAAUGAAGAGACCGAGACUUGCGGCACCGGUGUUUUCCUCCUCCACCAAAUCGCCGCCGCAGCCGCCACCUCAAACCACUCUCAAUCCCAAAACACCACCAGUGCUUUCCAGUAGAAAGUCGAAGGCUAUCAAGAAGAGAGUAAGGCCACAAUGGCAACCGCUGGACCUCACCCAAUCGGAGCUUUCUCUUCCCCUCACAUUCCCCACCGGCCAAACUUUCCGCUGGAAGCAAACUGGUCCGCUCCAAUAUACGGGUUCCAUUGGAGCGCACUUGGUUUCCCUCAAGCACCUUGAGAACGGUGACGUGUGGUACUGUAUCCACCGAACCCCUUCGGAGUCCGCCGCAAGGGACGCGCUCCUUGAUUUCCUCAACGUGGGGAUUUCUCUGACCGAACUCUGGACGGUUUUCUCGGCGAAAGACUCGCGCUUUGCUGAGUUGGCGCGGUAUUUGCCCGGUGCCCGAGUGUUGAGGCAGGACCCACUUGAGUGCCUGGUUCAGUUCUUGUGUUCUUCAAAUAAUAACAUUGGGAGGAUUACUAAAAUGGUCGAUCUUGUAUCGUCUUUGGGGACUCAUCUGGGAAGUGUUGGUGGGUUUGAGUUUCAUGAAUUCCCUUCUUUGGAGCGGUUAUCAAUGGUCUCAGAGCUGGAGCUUAGGGAAGCUGGAUUUGGCUACAGAGCCAAAUAUGUCGCUGGAACAGUAAAUGCGUUGCGAUCAAAACCUGAUGGAGGUACAAAAUGGCUGCUAUCUCUCCGUAAGUUGGAUCUCCAAGAGGCAAUUGAUGCUCUCUGUACUUUACCUGGAGUUGGACCCAAGGUGGCAGCAUGCAUAGCUCUCUUCUCACUUGAUCAGCACCAUGCAAUUCCUGUGGAUACACAUGUGUGGCAGAUUGCUACAAGACACCUCCUCCCAGAGCUUUCAGGUGCCCGUUUGACUCCUAAGCUCUGCAGCCGUGUGGCAGAGGCAUUUGUGAGCAAAUAUGGAAAAUAUGCUGGCUGGGCUCAAACUCUACUUUUCAUUUCGGAGUUACCUUCACAAAAGGCCCUCCUACCAUCACAUUUUCCUAAUGUUGAAGAGAAUAAAUCUUCUAAGAGAAAAGACUCUGAUGCCUGCAGCAGCGACUGACUCUAGAGUUGAAAAUAUUGAAGUUAUCUUUCGAGGACCUUUAUGUUGGAAGUUGAACUUCUUAUGCACUCAAGCAAGGUCCAAGUCAUACAUAUAUCUUAUGAUCAAACACUCAAGGCUUCUAGGAAAUUGCAAUCCAUGGGAAGGUAGGAGCUGAGAUCUGCCUUACCAUGUCUGAUUGGAGGUAAACUGCAUGACCUCGAUGGGUAGCUUUUAUAAACUGAGAUUUGGCCUUUCAGGUAUCAUCCUUGUAAUUUCUUGUAUUUCUGAAAUACCCCUCUUUGGCACCAUUCUUCUCUUUUCAUUAUGUUUUCACCAUAAAGUAGACCUGAUUGUUAGGACUUGGAAGUGAGUAUAUUGAUUCUACUGUUAAUUUUUUAAGAACAAUUUAUUUAUUUAGUAAUAUAUUUGCUUUUUCUUUACAUCACCUCUUCCCUCUCCUGCAACUAAGGUUGUGCAGGGCAAACAUUCUUUAUGAUGUUCUUGAUAUAUGUAUAAUAAUUUAACCAGCUAAAGCUGUUGGAGAAAGCUUAUUGCGUCAGAUUCACUUGAGGAAAAAGCUUAUGCAUACAAACGAAUGUGUUCUGAUUAUGAUGAGCGAAAGAUGUUCUGAUUACCAUUUACAAUAUGACUGUAUGAGGUUUAUUUCUUCUCCAACCCCUCCCCCGAUAUUUCCUGUCCUUCAGAUACAAAAGCUGAUGGCACAGUGUUCUUACCAAUUAUCUGUUAAUUAGCACUUUGGGCUGUCCCUUUGGAAUCACUUCUGUAACCCUUUCUUUACUGGCCUAGCUAAAAACUUUAGAAAAUCACAUAACAAGAUUCAUGUAUACAAAUAGUCAAUGGUGGAUGAUAUCCUUUAUAAUCUUUAAAGUAAGAUGAGUGAGUGGUAAUUCUCACAAGAGUUUGGAGUUAAGGCUUGAUUUUAUUUCUUAUUAAAGAAAUAUAAAGUUGCACCUGGGCA
Rubroshorea leprosula is the source of this 2165-nucleotide messenger RNA. The record is from the annotation of a GenBank genome assembly. NCBI's taxonomy places the organism in Eukaryota, Viridiplantae, Streptophyta, Magnoliopsida, Malvales, Dipterocarpaceae.